This is a messenger RNA of Schistosoma mattheei, 4458 nucleotides long. The record is from the annotation of a GenBank genome assembly. Lineage: Eukaryota; Metazoa; Platyhelminthes; Trematoda; Strigeidida; Schistosomatidae.
AUGAACAAUUAUAAUGAUUUAUUCAUUAUUAUUAUUAUUAUCAUUAUACAUUGUAUUAUUCAUGAUAAAUAUUAUUCAAUGUUUCAAUCAAUUGAAUCAUAUUCAACAAUAAAUCUAUAUAGAAAUCAAUUGCAUUUACUAUCAUUAUUACUAUUAGUAGUAUUGGUAUUAUUAUUAUCAUUAACAAAUGUAAAUCAAUGGAAAACUAUAUUACAUAAUCGAUUACAUUUAUUAUAUAAUGAUAUUACAAAUGUAAUCUAUCAAUUAUAUUUUUAUAUUAUUCGAAAACAUUUAUCGAUUUAUGAUCAAUUAUCAAUUAAUCAAUAUAUUGAUAAAUCACUAUGGUUAUUAUUAAGUAAGAAUACGUUAAGAUACAUUCCUAAACAAUUAAUUCAAUUAUUCAAUGUGUUACUAACAUUAAUCAAUGAUAUUAAUGAUAAAUUACAACAUUUAUUCUUUAUAUCUUAUAUGAAAUUUAAUAUUCUUAUUCAUUAUAUCUAUCAUAGAUAUAUAAUAGUCACCAUAGCAACACAUAUCCAUUUAUUAAAUCGAUUAAAAUAUUUUUUUCAUUUUCUAAAUCAAUAUUGGAAAUGUAUUAUUCAAUAUGAUUAUAAAAAAAUAUUCAAACAUUAUUCUAUUCAUCCUAAUAAUUCAUAUCUAUUAAUUAUUAGUAAAUGUUAUAUAUUAUUAUUAAUCAUGAAUACAGUAUUAUGUAUAUCAACCAAAUAUACUAAACAUAAAAAUAUGACAUUAUACCCAGUAACAAUGAAUAAUAUGACAACCACCAUCACCACCACCACCACCACAACAACAACAACAACUAAUGAAUUGAUUGAAUCGAAUCAUUUAUAUACUAAUCCAAUACAAUCUAUUUAUCAUUUUAAACCACCUGAUUAUAAACGUCCAUGUAGAUAUCGUUUUAAUGAUGAUGUUGAAACUAGUACAUUAUUAGCUGAUUAUGUUAUAAUUGGUUGGCCAAUACAAAUAUAUCGUCGUCAAUUUGGUCCAUUAUAUAAUAUUAGUUUAUUAGUACAGAAUAUAUUAAAAACUGUUAAAUAUAGUAGAUUUCCUAUACGUAUUAAUCAUUUAUUAAGAAUAGGACAAUUUAGUAUAUUUCCAGAUCCUGGUCGAUGUUGGAUUAAUGUUCAUAAAAAUAAAAAAUAUAUAUUUUUUUUAAAUCAACCAGAUUGGUCUGGAUUUUCAAAAAUUACACAAUUACCUGUUGAAUAUACAAAUUAUGCAUAUAAUUCUAUUAUAAGAAUUAUGAAACUUGGUGCUGAUCCCCUUCAAAUGCGUUCAUUGUAUCAUGAAGAUGUAUUAAAGGUUAAUGAGGGAAAUGAUUUGUUAUUAUCAUGUCGUGUACGGGGCCGACCUACACCAUUAAUUUCAUGGUAUAUUAAUCAAACAGAAAUUAAAAAUCCAUGGAGAUUAGAAACAGGACGUGGAAUAAUUCAAAAAUCACGAUAUCUAUCGAAACUUCAGUUGAGUAAUGUACAUACCACUGACAAUGCUAAUUAUACAUGUUUAGCAGAGAAUUUAAAUGGUCAUAUACGUAAAUCAGUACAAGUGAUUGUUAAACCAGCAACUACUUCACCACCACCUACUACAACACCUCCCCCAACAACAACUGAAAUGACAACUACUUCUGUACAUCCUUGUCAUAAUUAUUGUCAUCGAGGACAUUGUUACAUCAUAGAUGGGAAACCAUAUUGCAGUUGUAUUUCCCAAUAUCGUGGAGUAAGAUGCGACCUUUUUACACCAGAAAAAGAAGAAAACCAUUUGGAUCAACUGCCAAUUAAUGAAUCAAAAUUUGAUUCAUGCGAAUCAGGCUGUGAAUCAAAUCUUGCUCGUGUACUUUUAUUUUCAACAAUCGGUAUUCUUCUUACAUUACUUUUCAUUUUUUUUCUAUGUUCAAUAAUUCAAAUUUGUUAUAAAAAGCGACAGUCAUCAAGCAGAACAUGCUCAUCAGUAGUGGUAAAAUCAACAGUUUCGAAACAAGAUAAUCCAGAAAAUAUUCCAUAUAAAUUGGAUCAACAUUCAAUCAAUUUAUCAUUACCUAAACAGAAUUAUUCAAAACUAUCUAAAAUAUAUCUUAAUCCAUUAUUUGAUACAUAUAUAACUAAAGCAUACACAAUGAAUACUAAAACUAAUCCUACGGAUAUAAGCUCACAAAGUACAAUGAACGAGAAUUCUAAACGUCAUCAUCAUCAGCAGUAUCAUCAGCGGUAUCAGCAGCAUCAUCAUAAUCUUUCUAAUCAACAGUUUCCCAUUACAAACAUAAAACAUAAUUGUACUAAUUAUAUUGAUCCUUCAACAUAUAUAUCUUCAAUAUCAACUAUAAAUAAAACUGAUCUAAACGUGAUCGAUCAUUCAAAUAUUCAUAAAAAUUUAUCAAUAUCAUCCAUUAUUGAUUUAAUUGAAAAUUCUUCAAUAUUAUCUGAUUCUUUAAUUAAUUAUUCUGAUAAUUUAUCACAUAUAAUGAAACAAUCAAUAAAUCAAUUAGAUCAUUCUAAGAUCAAUAAUAUAAAUCAUAUAGAAUCCAUGGGAACUUCUUUAUUAAAUAAUAUACCAAUAAUAAGUGAAUUCAAUGAUGAUAAAUCUAUUGAUCCAAUAAAUGAUCACACUCAUUUACCGAAUACUUAUACAAGUUCUAAUGGUUCAAAUCAAUAUAAUUUAUCAUUAAUUGAUCAAUAUCAAUCAAAUUAUAUACCAUGUUCAAAUGUAGACUCAAUCAUUCAUCAUAUACCAUUAAUGACUAACUUACCCUAUGAUAAUAAUAAUAAUAAUAAUAAUAAUAAUAAUAAUAAUAAUAAUAAUGUUAUAUUCAAUUUGAAUAAUACUAAUGAUAUGACAAAUAAUACAGAAUGUUUAAAUCAUUGCCAUUGUUCAACAUUCAAUAAACUAAAUAAUACAGAAAAUGUGUUACAUAACUCAUUAAUAUGGAAUCAUUCAAAUAAUAAUGAUCAUCAUCAUCAUAACACAAUGAUGAAUGCAUCCUCAUUAUCAAAUAACUCUUGUCAACAAUGUUUAAUACAUUAUCAUCCUCAUCAUUGUGACCAUGGAUACCAAAUAAAUCAAUAUGAAUAUUCUAAAAAUUCUCCAAUACAAUUAGAAUUCAAUUCAGUGACAAAUACUUCUAAGAGUUGUUAAUUUAUCUAAUUGAAAAUGAGAGUUUAAGAAAAAAAAUGUUUUUUCUUCUUUUUUUCAAGCUUUACUCCCUCUUUUGUCGUUGUUGUUGUGGUGGUGGUGGUGAUGGUGGUGGUAGUGGUGGUGGUGGUGGUGGUGGUGGUGGUUUAUACAUCUCUUGAGUAUUCAUUAUUACUAUGUGAAUUAUGUACAAUGAUUUAUAAUGUACGCACAGAAAAUAUAAAUCAUCAAUAUCAAGUAGUCUUUAUCACUCUGAAUAUUUACUUAUUUAUUCAUUACAUAUCAAAUAAUCUAAAUGAACAAUAUCUUUUACUUUCCCAUUUAAGAAAGUAUAAUAAUAAUAAUAAAGAAAUAAUAGAUGAUGGUUCAAUGGUUCCUGAUAUUACCUCCCCCCCCACCCAACCACCACAACUCCUACCCCCUAGAAAAAAAGUGUCCAAAAAAAGAACAUUUUGAAGGUUAAAUUUAUAAUAUAUAAAAAAAAACAAAUUGCAUGUUAACUGUUCCAGUGACUUUGAAUCAUGUUGUCAUUUUAAUCCGAAUUGUAUAUAAAGAUAAUCGUUUUCUGUCGUGAGGGGGAGAGGUGAUGAUGAAUGAUAUGAUAUUCUCUUUUUUUUCUCUUAUUCUCUCUGUCUCUGUCUCUCUCUCUCUCUCACACACACACACAUUUAUCGCUUUCAACCUACUAUAUGAUACACCUAUACCUUUUUUUCCAGCUUCUCAUCUAUUAAAAGAUAGACAUUUAAAAAGACAACAAAACUGAUAGGAAUCAUAAACUGCAAUAAAUUUGUUCAUUAUGAUGCUUAUACAAUCCAAGGAGACUAAUAUAAACUACUUCAUUGACAGAUUGAAUACAUAAGAAAAUCGACAACAACAACACCAAAAAAAAUUCACACAUUCCUUUAUACAAUAUUCAAUAUUCAAAGAUCCUUUCAAAAACAAAAACAGUAAAAACCAAACAAACAAAAAACAGUCAGUGAGAUAUCAUUCUAAUAUUAAAUGGUUCACAAUCUUUUUUCUUUACUCAAUUUCCAAUAUUGUUGUUGUUGUUGUUUUUUCUCUUUUUCUUUUCAUGAUUAUUUAGCUGUUUUUUUCUUCCCUUUUUUGUUUCUUCUCUGUUUGUUUUUUUGUUACAUCAAAUCAAAGUGAAGGUAACUAUUAUCACUAUGAUUAUUUCCGAUGGAUAAUGAUCAUCAAUGAUAUGUGAUUACUUAUGACAUAAUAAGAAAUAGUUUCAUUUGUACAGUUGGCUUUAUUCCAAAUAUACAUACAUAUAUAUAUAUAUAUGAACAGAACAACAGAACAAUUAAU